Molecule: messenger RNA, 528 nt
Organism: Rotaria socialis
Lineage: Eukaryota; Metazoa; Rotifera; Eurotatoria; Philodinida; Philodinidae
Source: the annotation of a GenBank genome assembly
AUGGCUACAACAGCAACUCAGAUAAAACGACCCGCGCUCGGUGGUGCAGCUAAAAAACGAGCUGCCGGUUCUCGAUCCGAUUUAACUGAAGAACAAAAAGGAGAAAUUCGCGAAGCUUUCGAUUUAUUCGAUGCUGACGGCACAGGAAGCAUUGAUGUUAAAGAACUUAAAGUUGCAAUGCGUGCAUUAGGUUUCGAACCUAAAAAAGAAGAAAUAAAAAAAAUGUUAGCUGAUAUUCAAAAAGAAAAUGCUGGUACGAUUGAUUUCAAUGAUUUCCUUCAAUUAAUGUCUCAAAGAAUGGCAGAAAAAGAUUCGAAAGAAGAAAUUUUAAAAGCAUUUCGACUUUUUGAUGAUGAUAGUACAGGAAGAAUUUCAUUUAAAAAUUUAAAACGUGUCGCAAAAGAAUUAGGUGAAAAUUUAACCGAAGAAGAAUUACAAGAAAUGAUUGACGAAGCGGAUCGUGAUGGAGAUGGGGAAAUAAACGAGCAAGAAUUUUUACGAAUCAUGAAAAAAACGUCAUUAUAUUAA